CCGAUAAGCCUCUGAGUAACAGAGCAAAGGUUGGUUGAGAGCACAGAGGCGAAACAAAGCUUGACCGUCCGUCAAUAAAGAGACCCACCCACGUCUGUGCGCGCGCGCUCUGCCAGUCUGCUCUUCCUGGAUCUGACUUUCGCAUCCACCCAAUCUCUCAAGAUGAGUUACCCAGGCUACCCUCCACAAUCUGGCGGAUACCCCCCUCAAGCAGGCGGCUAUCCUCCACAACCAGGAGCGUAUCCACCCCAAUCAGGAGGCUACCCUCCAGCAGCAGGAGGCUACCCACCAGCAGCCGGUGGCUACCCCCCGGCAGGAGGCUACCCUCCGGCAGGAGGCUACCCCCCACAGGCAGGAGGUUACCCCCCACAGGCGGGAGGUUACCCACCCCAGGCUGGAGGAUACCCCCCCGCUGCAGGUGGUUACCCUCCAGCAGCGGGGGGCUUCCCUCCCCAAGCAGGCGGCUACCCUGCACCAUCAGGAGGCUUCCCUCCCCAAGCAGGAGGAUACCCUCAGCCUGGAGCGGGAGGAUAUCCCUCCAUGCCUCCAGCAGGUGGAGGCUGGGGUGCAGCACCAGGUGGCUCUGGCAUGCCAGGAGGACCUCAGCAGGGAUACCCAGUGGGCCCCACUCCAAGUCAGCCCAUGCCAAGUUAUCCUGGACCCUCGCCAGGUGGAGUUCCAGCCAACCCUCAAGCACCAGCCAUUCCUAAAGGAUACAGGGGCUCCAUCAAAGAUUUUCCAGGCGCUGACCCACUCAGGGAUGUUGAGGUUCUCAGGAAGGCGAUGAAGGGUUUUGGCACUGAUGAAAAUGCAAUCAUUGAACUUCUGGGAAAUCGCACCAGCAAGCAGAGGGUUCCACUGGUAGCAGCCUACAAAACCACCUACGGGAAAGAUUUAUUCCGUGAUCUGAAGUCUGAGCUCACUGGAAACUUUGAGGAUUUGGUUCUUUCCAUGCUGAAGACUCCGACUCAGUUUGAUGCGUCUGAACUCAGAGAAGCCAUAAAGGGUGCAGGAACUGAUGAAGCUUGCUUGAUUGAGAUUUUGUCCUCACGUUCCAAUGCGGAAAUUAUUGAAAUCAACAAAGUCUACAAAGCUGAAUAUGGAAAAACCCUGGAGGACUCCAUCAGCAGUGACACCUCUGGUCACUUUCGUAGACUCCUGGUUUCUCUUUGUCAGGGUAACCGUGACGAACGGGAGACCGUUGACAUUUCUUUAGCCAAGCAGGAUGCUCAGAAACUGUAUGCAGCUGGAGAAAAUAAAGUGGGAACUGAUGAGUCUCAGUUUAACGCCAUCCUGUGCGCCCGCAGCAAACCUCACCUGCGGGCAGUUUUUCAUGAGUACCAGCAGAUGUGUGGAAGGGAAAUUGAGAAGAGCAUCUGCAGAGAAAUGUCUGGAAAUCUGGAGGACGGCAUGGUGGCCGUUGUGAAAUGCAUCAAGAACACACCUGCCUACUUUGCUGAAAGGCUGCACAAGGCCAUGAAGGGCGCAGGAACCAAGGACAGAACCCUGAUCCGCAUAAUGGUGUCGCGCUCUGAGGUGGACAUGCUAGACAUCCGACAGGAGUACCUGAAGACAUACGGAAAGUCGCUGUACACUGACAUCUCUGGUGACACAUCUGGAGAUUACAAGAAGCUGCUGCUGAAGCUGUGCGGUGGAAGUGACUAGACUGAAGAAGCAGCAACUGCUCUCAUCGGGACAUUACAUACGUCCACACGCAAGAAAAAAAAGAAAGUUAAUUACCAGAUUGAGGAUUCAAUGCCAUGUAACAGCAUGCAACUAAUUUUAGUAGCACUUAUAGCUAUUAAUCGUUGAAAAAUUAGAUGUCAAAAUAUGCAUCUAAUGCUUGUGUAUGUGCCUAAACAUUUUGUACUCAGCAAAAAAAAAAAAA
Oryzias melastigma (Indian medaka) is the source of this 1888-nucleotide messenger RNA. Its product is annotated as annexin A4. The record is from RefSeq and is a predicted model, not a curated record. NCBI's taxonomy places the organism in Eukaryota, Metazoa, Chordata, Actinopteri, Beloniformes, Adrianichthyidae. Gene Ontology annotation, molecular function: calcium-dependent phospholipid binding; calcium ion binding. Bases 163 to 1665 code for a protein of 500 amino acids. The transcript is spliced from 15 exons. Gene Ontology annotation, cellular component: cytoplasm. Gene Ontology annotation, biological process: phagocytosis; cytokinetic process.